Messenger RNA from Dipodomys spectabilis (banner-tailed kangaroo rat), 699 nucleotides. It is a transcript of the gene Crygs, whose product is annotated as crystallin gamma S. Gene Ontology annotation, molecular function: structural constituent of eye lens. The coding region runs from base 1 to 585 and encodes 194 amino acids. Gene Ontology annotation, biological process: visual perception; lens development in camera-type eye. The record is from RefSeq and is a predicted model, not a curated record. The transcript has 3 exons. NCBI's taxonomy places the organism in Eukaryota, Metazoa, Chordata, Mammalia, Rodentia, Heteromyidae.
AUGGUGAUGCAUGCCUGUAAUAUCAGCCACUCCAGUGGCAAAGUUCUUCUAUUUUACUCUGUGCUUCAGAUUACUUUUUAUGAAGAUAAAAAUUUUCAAGGCCGCCGCUAUGACUGUGAUUGCGACUGUUCCGAUUUCCACUCGUACCUAAGUCGCUGCAACUCCAUUAGAGUAGAAGGAGGUACCUGGGCUGUGUACGAAAGGCCCAACUUUGCAGGGCACUUGUACAUCUUACCUCAGGGCGAGUACCCUGAAUACCAGCGCUGGAUGGGCCUCAAUGACCGCCUGGGCUCCUGUAGAGCUAUUCACCUGUCUAGCGGAGGCCAGUAUAAGAUUCAGAUUUUUGAGAAAGGGGAUUUUAAUGGCCAGAUGUUUGAAACUACGGAAGACUGCCCUUCUGUCAUGGAGCAGUUUCACAUGCGUGAGAUCCACUCCUCUAAGGUGCUGGAGGGUGUCUGGAUUUUCUACGAGCUACCCAACUACCGUGGCCGACAGUACCUCCUGGACAAGAAGGAGUACCGGAAGCCCAUCGACUGGGGUGCAGCCUCCCCGGCUGUCCAGUCCUUCCGCCGCAUUAUUGAGUAAUGACAUGAAUGGAGCUGUAGAUUUCUUCCUGAGGGCUCCAGGCUGGCUGGCCUUGUGGUUCAAGUAGGCAUCAUAAAUAAAACAAUUGGCAUGCAUCCCACUGCUGACUUAUCA